Molecule: messenger RNA, 1047 nt
Organism: Ricinus communis (castor bean)
Lineage: Eukaryota; Viridiplantae; Streptophyta; Magnoliopsida; Malpighiales; Euphorbiaceae
Product: protein DOG1-like 4
Exons: 2
Coding region: 171-860 (229 amino acids)
Biological process (GO): DNA-templated transcription
Molecular function (GO): sequence-specific DNA binding
Source: RefSeq, a predicted model, not a curated record
GAGCCAUUUUAAAACGAAUUAGAGGCCAAUCAGAAGAAUCAUCUUGCUCCAAGUGUAGACUGUACGACCCUCCCACUCGUCUUUCUUAUGCAUCCAUUCAAAGCAGAAAACAAACAAAACCAAAACAAAGUCACAAGAAGUCAUCAUUCCAGACUUCCCCACCGCCCAAAAUGACCAGCUUCUGCCGCUUCUACGAGACCUGGUUUGACCAGCUCCACCGCCUGUUUCAUCAACUAAGCAAGGCCCCUAAGCCACCUACCAGUGAAUAUGAUGCUAGCCAUCUGAGUAAUCUAGUCGACAAGCUCAUGGAUCAUUAUGCAGAGUACUAUAGAGUGAAGUCAGAGGCUGUAGAGCGUGACGUUCUGGCUGUCUUCACUGCCCACUGGGCCUCCUCUCUUGAACGCUCGCUCCAUUGGAUUGCUGGGUGGCGACCCACCACCUUGUUUCAUCUUGUGUAUACAGAGUCCAGUAUACUGUUUGAGCCUCGUAUAGUUGAUAUUCUAAGGGGGAUCAGUACUGGAGAUCUUGGUGAUAUCUCACCCUCUCAAUUCAGAAGGGUGAGUGAGUUGCAGUGCGAGACAGUGAGAGAAGAGAAUGCGAUAACAGACGAACUAUCAGAAUGGCAGGAAGGUGCAAGCGACUUAGUGGGGUCCUCCUCGUGCAUAAAUCUCGAUGAAAAGAUCAGACGGCUGUCGAGCAUUGUUCAUAAGGCCGAUGAUCUACGUCUGAAGACAUUAAGAAUGGUGGUGGAGUUAUUGACUCCCCAACAAGCUGCCGAUUUUUUGAUUGCUACUGCUGAGUUACAGUAUGGGAUCCACUGCUGGGGACGGAAUCAGGACCUUCAACGUGGCAGUAUGUGAUUCGUUAUGAGGUGGCCCCUAUAUGGCAAAUGUCCUGUGCUGCCCUUACAUUUUCAAUAAUUAAUGAGGAUAUUGGCAAUCUACUUUUGGUUAUUUUCAGUGUGUUCUGUCAACUCUGUUUUUUUCUUGAAUUUGAAAUAAUGUUUCUCUUGAAAUUAUAUGGUAUGGAUCUGUUUUCAUGCAUUAA